AUGCGAGAUCUAACAGGGACACCCAAGGAACACCCAAGGGGCACGGGAGGGAUACCCAAGGGCACCAAAGGGACACCAAAGGGACACGCGGAAGAGACACCAAAGGGACAUGGAAGAGACACCGAAGGGACACCAAAGGACAUGUGGAAGGGACACCCAAGGGACACCAAAGGACAUGUGGAAGGGACAGCCAAGGGACACCCAAGGGACACCCAAAAGACAGGGAAGAGACAUCAAAGGGACAUGAAAGAGACACCCAAGGGACACCCAAAAGACAGGGAAGAGACAUCAAAGGGACAUGAAAGAGACACCCAAGGGACACCCAAGGGACAUGGAAGAGACACCCAAGGGACACCACAUGGAAGGGACAUCCAUGGAAGGGACACCCAUGGAAGGGACACAUGGAAGGGACACCCAAGGGACAUGGGAGGCACACCGAUACCCUCCUGUACCACCUUGCCACUGGAGGAUACCCUCCUGUACCACCCUGCCACCGGAGGGUACCCUCCUGUACCACCUUGCCACCGGAGGAUACCCUCCUGUACCAUCUUGCCACUGGAGGGUACCCUCCUGUACCACCUUGCCACCGGAGGGUACCCUCCUGUACCACCUUGCCACCGGAGGGUACCCUCCUGUACCACCCUGCCACCGGAGGAUACCCUCCUGUACCAACCUGCCACCGGAGGAUACACCGACAGUAUCCUAGCAUGGCAGGAACGUAGUAGGGAAUUUCCGGCAGCGAGGACUCUAAAUUCCACGCUUCCGCAAAGCCAGUCGUCCACCCAGCUGCAGCAGCCAGGGAUGGUGUUGGGCAGUGGGCUGCAGCAGGUAUGUGGCCAUGUCAGGCUGCACGCCAGUUUUUUGUACAGGGGCCAGGGCUGA
This is a messenger RNA of Volvox carteri f. nagariensis, 882 nucleotides long. RefSeq lists its product as uncharacterized. NCBI's taxonomy places the organism in Eukaryota, Viridiplantae, Chlorophyta, Chlorophyceae, Chlamydomonadales, Volvocaceae. The transcript is spliced from 5 exons. The record is from RefSeq and is a predicted model, not a curated record. Bases 1 to 882 code for a protein of 293 amino acids.